GAGCGAGGGAAGGAGAGGCAGAGAUGUGCCCGGCGGCCGCGGGGCUGCGCCGCGGCGGGGGUGCGUGUGUGGUGUCGCUGCGCCCGGACCCGCCCCGUCCGCCGGGAGCUGCCGCCUCCUGCUGCCGCCGCCGCCGCCGCAUCCGCGCCCGAGGAAGGAGCCGGGAGGCCGCGGCUCGAUCCGAGAACCGUACACCAUGUCUCUGUUGAUUCCUCAAAAGAAGAUACAAUGUCACCAGAAAAAACGGAUGAGACAACAACCUGAAACUGAAAACAAAGCUGAGGAAAGUGAUGAAGAUGAAGAAGAGGAAGAAGAGGAGGAGGAAGAAGAAAAGGAGAAGAGUCUCAUCGUUGAAGGAAAAAGGGAGAAGAAGAAGGUCGACAGGCUGACCAUGCAAGUGUCCUCAUUGCAGAAGGAACCUUUUACAAUUACACCAGGAAAAGGACAAAAACUGUGUGAAAUUGAAAGGAUACAGUUCUUUCUGAGCAAAAAGAAGACAGAUGAACUAAGGAACUUGCACAAACUCCUCUACAACAGGCCAGGCACUGUUGCAUCCCUAAAGAAGAAUGUGGGUCAGUUCAGUGGAUUCCCAUUUGAAAAAGGAAGUGACCAAUACAAAAAGAAGGAAGAAAUGUUAAAAAAAUUUAGAAAUGCCAUGUUGAAAAGUAUCUGUGAAGUUCUUGACUUAGAAAGAUCAGGAGUUAAUAGUGAGCUCGUAACCAGAAUAUUAAACUUCUUAAUGCAUCCAAAAUCUUCAGGCAAGCCAUUGCCAAAGUCAAAAAAAACACCAAGCAAAGGUGGCAAAAAAGAGCGCAGUAGCUCUGGAACAACAAGAAAAGCAAAACGCACCAAGUGCCCUGAGAUCUUGUCGGAUGAAUCCAGUAGUGAAGAAGAUGAAAAGAAGGAAAAGGAUGAUUCUUCAGAAGAAAAAGAAAGUGAAGAUGAGCCCCCUAGAAAAGCAUCUAAAAGAGAAAAAUCUAAAAAGGUGACUUCCAAAACCAAGAAAGCUGUGAAGAGUGCGAAUGUCAAGAAAGCAGACAGCAGCACCACUAAGAAAAAUCAGAACAGUUCUAGAAAAGAAAGUGAGUCUGAAGAUAGUUCAGAUGAUGAACCUUUAAUUAAAAAACUGAAGAAACCACCCACAGAUGAAGAAGUGAAGGAAACUGUCAAGAACUUGUUGGCCAAUGCAAACUUGGAGGAGGUCACAAUGAAACAAAUUUGCAAGGAGGUCUAUGAAAAAUAUCCUAGUUAUGAUUUAUCUGACAGAAAAGACUUCAUUAAAAAAACAGUCAAAGAGUUGAUCUCAUGAUCUGAUUUGACUGUGGGCAAUGAAGAUUCCUGGUUUAAUGUUCCCAUGGAUUUGAAGAUCUGAUAGGCACCAGCAAAAAGAAUGUGUCUUACCCUCACGGUAUUUAGUCAGAGCUAAUUCUGCUGAUCUAAUGUUAAGAGUGUUAAUGUAAAUUGCUUUGUGUAUCUUUUUUUUCUUUUUAAACAGAACUGCAUUUGAUGCAAUUUUUAGUUGAACAUACUUAAGUUUCAUGCAUGGCAGUAAAUGUUCCCUUUUUUAUAGUUUUGUACAUUUUGAAUUGCGUUGUAUAACUAGAUUCAUUAGAAGCCAUCAUAGCUUUUUAGUGUGGAUUACUAGCUUGCAGGAGACUUUAAAAUCAAGUAAGAUGAAAGCUGCUUAUCUACACGUUUACAUGCAGAGACUGGAAUAUUGCAGUAUUGGUUGCAAUAUAUAUUCAUUCUGAAAAUAACAAGAGUUAAUCACAUGUUAAUCUCUUAUAUUCUGAUACAUUCUACAGGUGCAGAAUUAUUCUGAAUAUAGAUUACAGUCUUGCAUGUGUAGGCAUUGAGAGAACUAUCAAAGCGUGGUAACUAAUUGGCAUAUAGAUGUUAUUUUUGUACUUUCAAAAGGCUUUUUGUUGUGUAUAUAAAGUUAUUUUAAGUUCCUUUGUGCAAAUCAAUUUUUUAAUCUCGUUGUCUUUGAAUUUGUGACAUGAAAUGUCAAUGUUCAGCAGUGAGGCGUUGAUGGAAAGUGGUAUGCGGAAGUUUCAUGAAGUUACAAAUGAGCCGAGGUUUCACCGUGUUUGUCACAUCUUACCUUGUACAGAAACUAAACUGUAAUUUUAUACCUGUAGUUUAACUUUGUACAAAGACUACAGACAUUGUUUCAGUGUCUUGGAUGUAAUAAAUAAAAUCCCUCCAAAGCUGAUAGGAAAAUUUCUAAAGUUCACUUGGCAAAAAAUCUUCUACGUUAGCAUCUUGACUUGGUGACCCAGCAUCUCAGAAGUAGGUAUCUGAAAUGUACAGCUGGGAGGCUUGGCAGCUUUGGAAAUCCACGAUGGGGCUUCCGAAUCAGACAGCGCUGAUGUCUAUAUGCGUGGUUAACCUCAGGCUUUUCUGAACCUGAGCCUUGGUGCCUCAACAUGGACAAUGGUACUUUUAAGCUGCAGUCUUGAACUUUGGCUGGCAGCUUUUAGGAUCGAAGUGAACUCAUUGCAUAAGUUUUUAUUGUUUAGGUUUUCUCUCCUCUACACCUUGUUGCUCAUAUGGGAAGUCCUACACUUAAAAUCAUGAAACUAAGAGUUGUCGAAAUGUGGGCUGCCAUUAACACCACGAGCACAGACUCCCUCUGACUAGUAUUGCUGGAAAGACAAAGUGUAUUUUUCUGAAUUUUGUUAUUGUACAGUUGAGAAAUAAGGGUUCAUAAAUGAUCUAAAUUCUGAAAUUGUUCAGCCAGUUAGACUGUUCAUCUUCACAGACUUCUGAAUUUCUUUAUGUGUAAUCAUUUAUAAUAAGGCUGAAUGUAACGGGGAUUUUUUGUAUUCAAUAAAUGACUUUCACAAAAAUGUAAA
Messenger RNA from Chiroxiphia lanceolata (lance-tailed manakin), 2858 nucleotides. RefSeq names its product DEK proto-oncogene (gene DEK). The record is from RefSeq and is a predicted model, not a curated record. The transcript is spliced from 11 exons. NCBI's taxonomy places the organism in Eukaryota, Metazoa, Chordata, Aves, Passeriformes, Pipridae. Gene Ontology annotation, molecular function: histone binding; DNA binding. Gene Ontology annotation, cellular component: nucleus. Bases 197 to 1309 code for a protein of 370 amino acids. Gene Ontology annotation, biological process: regulation of double-strand break repair; chromatin organization.